Messenger RNA from Penicillium alfredii, 546 nucleotides. RefSeq lists its product as uncharacterized. The coding region runs from base 1 to 546 and encodes 181 amino acids. The record is from RefSeq and is a predicted model, not a curated record. The transcript has 2 exons. NCBI's taxonomy places the organism in Eukaryota, Fungi, Ascomycota, Eurotiomycetes, Eurotiales, Aspergillaceae.
AUGGCUGGCGGAGACCAAGAUGAUCGCACAAAGCAGCACUCUGAGAUGCCCAUUGGUCUCAAGGACAUAUGCGAAAAAAUCCACAAAGUCGCAGAGGACGUGAGGGUCCUGGGCCGUUUUGGCGGGAAAAGGGCCUCCACGCUCGUUUCAAAUGCGGUUCGCAUCAUGACCUCUGAACAGACCGAACGACCAUUUCAAGUCUAUCAAAACUUCCUUUGCGACGUACGGACGGCAUCGGGGCCACUCGGUAGAAAUAUGGUCGUAUUGUGCUCUGCAACCAUCGGGAAGACGAAAGCCGUCACAUUAAAUGAGAGAGACAGGAUCACACUGGUGCGAUAUAUUGCCACUACAAGCAUUCGACUUGACUCUGAACAUCUGUCAUCUCUGGCUGCUCAAUACAACAUCCCAAAAGUUCUACAAGAGACUGUUAAGGAAGGAUAUGGCGACCAACUGCAGAUCGUUCUCCCUGACCCUUUCCUUCAACAACCGUACAUGGUUAUACCAUUGGAGAUCGCCAGCCAGAUCAUGCGAAAGUAUAUGGCAUAG